UUGAAUUCAUUAAAAAGAUUAACACAAUUAGACCUCAGUUCCAACAGGAUUAGUGGAGAGAUCCCGAUAUGGUUUUGGGGAGUAAGCCAAGAUACAUUGGAAAUCUUAGAUCUUUCUGAUAACCUUCUGGAGGGAGGUAUUUGGCAAUUGUACUGGAAGCUAUUAUUAAAGAUUGUCCUUGAUAAAAACUCAUUCCAAGGACCACUCUUUUUACCUCCACCUUCUACUUUUUACUUUUCUGCCUCUGACAAUGGUUUCUUCGGUGAGAUCCCCACUUCAAUUUGCCAAUUGAGCUCACUCAGAUUUUUACAUUUGUCUAACAAUAAUCUCUCUGGGAAUGUGCCACCAUGUUUAGGUAAUAUAACCAAUCUCACAUAUCUAGUCCUGGGCAUCAACAAAUUACAAGGACCAUGACCGCGCGCUCUAGUGAAAUGAGUGAACUUACAAUUCCUAGAUCUCAGUCACAAUGAGUUCAGUGAUAUCUUCCCGCAUUGGCUAGAAGCACCGCAACUAAUGUCCCUUGAUUUGCGGUCCAACAAAUUUUAUGGUAGGAUCAACCUCACUACCUUUGGACUCUCCUUCCCUCCUCUUGAAUCUUUAUUUAUUUCCAGCAACAAUUUUACUGGGUGAUGGCCUACAAAUAUUUUCUCAAACACCUCAUUGUAUGCAAUAGAUUUGUCCAACAACAAGUUUGAAGGCCCAAUUCUACUUAUAUCUCCUGUCACAUAUUAUUAUUCCAUUGCAAGUAAUACGAUGACAGGAAAGAUCCCUUCUUUGUUAUGCAAUGCCACCGAGCUCAAGAUCAUCAACUUGUCUUACAACACCUUAACCGGUAGUUUGCCUCAAUGCUUAACAAAUUUUAGCACCGGUCUAUCAGUGUUGAACUUGCGAAUGAAUCACCUUGAUGGUACAAUUCCUCAAUCAUUUUGUUCGAGAAAUAGCUUGACGACUCUCGACUUGCGUCGAAAUCUGUUUGAAGGCACAUUGCCCCGAUCCCUUGUCAAAUGUAAACAUUUGGAAGUUUUGGAUCUCAAUGACAACCAUAUAGAGGAUACGUUCCCGAGAUGGUUGGGAACACUUUGGGAAUUAAAAGUUCUCAUUUUGAGGUCCAACAAUUUUAAGGAUCUUUUGAAUAUUCCUAGGGGAGCUCACCUAUUUCCCAAGUUACAUAUUUUGGACCUCUCCAACAACAACUUUGGUGGUCCUUUGCCAGCCACCUUGAUAAUGAACCUUAAAGCGAUGAUGAAUGGAGAAAUUGGCCCAGACAAAUCGUUGUACAUGGCAUGGUCUUUUGAAAGAUUAUGGAGAAGGACGUCAUAUGAAAAUUCCAUGACUGUGGCCAUAAAAGGGCAAGAGAUUGAGCGAGUGAAGAUCUUGACCUUCUUCACAAUCAUUGAUUUGUCGUGCAACUCAUUCCAAGGGGAUAUCCCGGAAGUUAUUGGAAAUCUUCAAUCUCUCAUAGGGCUCAACCUAUCUCAUAACCACCUUACAGGUUCCAUCCCUCUAAGUCUAGGGAACUUGACUGAUCUUGAAUGGCUUGAUCUAUCUUCAAACAAGCUUGGUGGGGGAAUUCCUAGAGUACUAGGAGAUUUGGCAUACCUUGGAUACUUGGACCUCUCCAAGAACCAACUCACGAGACGCAUACCUCAAGACAAGCACUUGAGCACAUUUUCAAGCGAAUCAUUUGGUGGUAAUUCAGGCUUAUGUGGAACUCCAUUGCCAAAAGCAUGCCUUGGCUAUGUUCAACCUCCUCCACCAUCAUCCUCAUCAAGUUUCGACUGCAAAGGGCAUGAGAGUUGGUUCAAACAAAAAGCAGUGUGGAUGGGUUAUGCAUCUGGAAUCGUAAUUGGGAUUUCUAUAGCAUAUAUUGCAUUUGAAUCCAAAAGGCCCAAAUGGCUCUCGCGAGGUGUGAAAAUGCUCGAGAGAAGAGCAGUCGAGUGGAUGGAAAAGCCAAAACGGAAGGCCAUCAAAUUUCAUGGACAAUGAAAUUGUUUGAGAAGUUGUCUCUUUAAACCGUGCAAUGUAGAUUCAGUGAAUAAAGAUGUCACCAGACUAGCUUGAAAUGUCAUUUCCCUUGUGGAGUCUGGUUCCUAAUG
Molecule: messenger RNA, 2096 nt
Organism: Syzygium oleosum
Lineage: Eukaryota; Viridiplantae; Streptophyta; Magnoliopsida; Myrtales; Myrtaceae
Product: receptor like protein 26-like
Exons: 1
Coding region: 754-1986 (410 amino acids)
Molecular function (GO): protein binding
Source: RefSeq, a predicted model, not a curated record